Meloidogyne enterolobii is the source of this 639-nucleotide messenger RNA. Lineage: Eukaryota; Metazoa; Nematoda; Chromadorea; Rhabditida; Meloidogynidae. The record is from the annotation of a GenBank genome assembly.
AUGACAAUGCCAAACAUAACAUUUUGUAUGUCAAAAAACAAUGCUUGGAGUCAUUUUAAUCAAACGGGACUAACUAGUCAAGACCUAUAUAAUGCUACUGAAGAAGGAUUAGCUAAAAUGGCAGAUUCAGCAACAUUCCUUAAUAAUGAUUGGGAUUAUAAAAUGGUUAUGGAUGCUUAUUUAAAAUGGUUAAAUGAAAUAGCUAAAAGAAAUGUUUCUUUUGAUGAAUUUAGACAAAAAGUUGGAUGGGAAACUUUAAGAAGAUCCCAACAUCGAUUUGAACGUUUAGAUGUAAACAAAGAACAAAAGAAAAUAAAAAAUGAUGUCAAAAUUACUUGGCUUUCAACAAGACAACUUUGUUUCCAACCACACUUUGAUGCAAAUUCUUUCGUUCCAAUUGCGGAUCAGGCACUAAUUUACCUUCUUAUAAGGUUAAGCGGUAUCAGGAUCACGACCGGAAUCGGGCUGCAUUAUACCGAUUUUUUGAAUCCAAGUCGAGAGAUAAAUCCCGAUAUCGACCGAUACCAAAUUCCGAUACCGCUUAGCUAUACUUUCUUGAAGCCCUUUCUAAAUUUUACCCAGAUCCUAAUUAUUUUAGGAUCCCUUCUUUGUUAUGAAUAUUGUUUACAAUUUUGGUAA